UUCCUGUGGUGCUGAAAUAGUGUUCACCCGGUUUGAACUUUUAUUAUCAAUUAUCCUGGGAAGCGUUUCAAGCUCAAAGUUGGUUGAUGUACUUGAAUAGUGUUGUAAGGUUAUUUUUCUGAAAAUUAAGGGUUUAUACCUCUAUUUUCCACUACAAGUAUAUUCCCACUAUUCACAAUGGCAACGGUACUACGAUCACAAUCUAGCAGAUUACUUUCAUCGCUUAAAAGAUCUAAUUACUUGAGGAAUGUUUUAUCAAGAGGAUACGCCGAUGAUGUUAAAAUGGAUUUCACUUUUUCUGCCGCUAAUAAAGUAUUUUACGCGAAUCAAAGUGUAAAGCAAGUUGAUGUACCAGGUUUCAAUUGCGCAUUCGGUAUCUUACCUAAUCACGUACCGACGAUAACUAUUCUUAAACCGGGCGUUGUUACUGUUUACGAAGAAGAUGGCUCCGCUAAGAAAAUCUUCGUUUCUAGUGGAUCGGUUACUGUUAACGAAGAUUCGUCUGUACAAAUUUUGGCCGAAGAAGCUCAUCCUCUGGAUAGUUUCGAUAAAAAUAAUGCCACCGAAGCUUUACAUCAGGCCGAAAAACAACUCGCUUCGGCCAGCUCGGAAGCUGAUAAAGCCGAAGCUCAGAUCGCCGUUGAAGCUGGUCAAGCUAUCCUAGCAGCUUUGAAUGCUUAAUAAGUGUAAUUAAUUUAUGUUGUUAUCAUUUCUGUGUUAGGUAAAGUAUAAAAUAUAAAAUUUGUAAGAUA
Molecule: messenger RNA, 752 nt
Organism: Planococcus citri (citrus mealybug)
Lineage: Eukaryota; Metazoa; Arthropoda; Insecta; Hemiptera; Pseudococcidae
Gene: ATPsyndelta
Product: ATP synthase, delta subunit
Exons: 4
Coding region: 178-681 (167 amino acids)
Biological process (GO): proton motive force-driven ATP synthesis
Molecular function (GO): proton-transporting ATP synthase activity, rotational mechanism
Source: RefSeq, a predicted model, not a curated record